GAGCCCUCGGGUCCCACUUCCGGUUUCGUCGCGCUGCGCUGGCGAUCAGCCUGUGUGCCUCAGCGGCACCUUUGUGGGCUGCGGGGCGUGCGUGGACCCUUCUCCAACCCUCUCGGCCUCGCCGCCCGGAGCAGGGCAGCGGGCGCCGGCCGCCCCGGUGCUGGCGCGAGUGCUGCUGGGUAACGGGCCUGCUCGGGAGGCCCCGGGCUGCUCCUGCUCGGCUUGACUGUGGCCUCCGGGGCUCCCGACUCCAGGCCCGCGGGAGCCGCGGCCGAAGACAUGGGACUCCCUCGGUGCACCCGUGGCGGCCACCGUGACGGGGGAAGCGGUGGUGUCUUCGAGGAAACCGGAAGCCCGUGGUGACCCCUGGCGACCCGGUUUGUUUUCAGUCGGUUUCCAAACACUGGGGAAGCGAAACCCGGUGGCCUUGGGGGCGGCCCUACGUAGCCAGGGUUCAGGCUGCCAUGGACACACUAGUAGAAGAUGACAUCUGCAUUCUGAAUCAUGAAAAAGCCCACAGAAGAGAGACAGUGACUCCACUUUCAGUGUACUCAGGAGAGGAAUCCGUUGCUUCACAUUUUGCCCUUGUCACCGCGUAUGAAGACAUCAAGAAGAGACUUAAAGAUUCAGAGAAAGAAAACUCUCUCUUAAAGAAAAGAAUAAGAGCUUUGGAAGAAAAGCUUGUUGGAGCUCGAGUAGAUGAAGAAACAAGUUCUGUGGGACGAGAACAAGUGAAUAAGGCCUAUCAUGCAUAUCGAGAGGUUUGCAUUGAUAGAGACAAUUUGAAGAACAAAUUGGAGAAAAUAAACAAAGACAACACUGAAUCUUUGAAAGUAUUGAAUGAACAGCUACAGUCUAAAGAAGUAGAGCUUCUGCAGCUGAGAACAGAGGUGGAAACACAGCAGGUAAUGAGGAACUUAAAUCCACCUUCAUCAAACUGGGAAGUGGAAAAGUUAAGCUAUGACUUGAAGAUCCAUGGUUUGGAACAAGAGCUGGAACUAAUGAGGAAAGAAUGCAACGAUCUCAAAAUAGAGCUACAGAAAGCCAAACACACGGGGCCAUCUCAGGAAGAAAUUCUGCAGGACAGAGAUCUCACCAGACCGAGCUUGCCGAGAGAGGAGCAUGUCCCACACCAGGGCCUUCUCCACAGUGAUAAUAUGCAGCAUGCAUACUGGGAACUGAAGAGGGAGAUGUCUAACUUGCAUCUGGUGACACAAGUGCAAGCAGAACUACUCAGAAAACUGAAAACCUCAGCUGCCGUCAAGAAAGCCUGCACCCCAGCAGGAUGUGUUGAAGACCUUGGAAGAGACAGCACGAAAUUGCACUUGACAAAUUUCACUGCAACAUACAAAAGACAUCCCCCUUUGUCACCAAAUGGCAAACCUACUUGUUAUGCUCCGUCCUCCCCUUUAGCGGGAGAUAUAAAGGUUUUAUCAGACAAAGCUGUUCUUCAGUCAUGGACAGAUAACGAAAGACUGAUUCCUAAUGAUGGGAUGGACUGUCAGGAGCACAACUCUUAUGGCAGAAAUUCUCUGGAAGAUAAUUCCUGGGUGUUCCCAAGUCCUCCUAAAUCAAGCGAGACAGCAUUUGGUGAAAAUAAAAGCAAAACCUUCCCUUUAGCCAAUCUGCCACCACUGCAUUACUUGGAUCAACAUAAUCAGAACUGCCUUUACAAAAGUUAAUUGGAUGGGACUCUUGAUUUGAACAGGAGGAGGACAGUAACUUUCACUGGUUCUCCCAAGAGAUUAUUCAGACUGGAAGUGGACUUUGAUUACAAUCUUGCAGAGUUCGCCAGUUUGUACAUUUGUACAUUCUAUACAACAUUAUGUAGUUGGAUUUCUAGUAUGAGAACCUCCAGCUGUACCUUUGGUAACAAUUAAAGGAUUUUGCUUCUUGGAUUAAGAAUGGAAAUGGAAAAUUUAGACAUGGUUUUAUAAAGUAUGUCACCUGCCUAAAUACCUAUUCACUAAAUAAAAAGCAGUCUUUAAUACAAAAUAAAAACCAUGUCUGCUGGUUCAGAUUGUAUUGAGAAACAAAUGGGUAAUGUGAAUAGGUUGUGCUUCUGUGACUUCCUGAUGCAUAAAGAUUUGAAAUAUAAUGGAAUAAAAGUAGGUUAUUACAUCUCUAUGCUAUUGUGUUUUAAGAUUUAAAAUCAUUUUUAAGUAAAAAUGUAUACAAUUUUAAAAUGCAAUUUGAAUUCUAAGACUUGAACUAACAACCACUGAAGCCAACUUUUCCCCAGUAUAUUCAAAUCCAAAAUAGUUAAAAAUGAUAUGGUAUGUGAAUAAACUAUAUAAUCUUACACAUGUAGUUAAAAGUGGAAAGAGCAUCUCACAGGGCAGUCUCUUCAGUGAUUCAGCAGGACAGCUGUGUUUUACACAGAGCAGCUUGUAUACUGUUGGACUAUGACAUCUGAAAAAGUGAUUUUUAAUUAACUGCAUCUAGAACUAAAUUUUGUGCUGUCUAAUCAUGAAAUGUCUCCAAAUUCAUUUUAAUUGGUAAGUCACUUGUAAAUAAGUAAAGAAUAACAAAGAUGGCUUCAUGUGGACAUUUAUCUAAAUUCCUUCAGGGUUGAAGCAUUAAGAGUAUUAGUAAUCAUGUAUUACUGUUUGAUGUAAGACUUUAUCCUUUUCUAAAUGGUAUUUCAUAUAUCCUGAAUUUAAAGGAUCUCGGAUCUCAUGUGUAUGAAUAUCAUACAUAGCCCAACAGUGUUCACUCUUCACCAGUUAUUUUUGUAUUGGUAUUAUCUCACUCACUUAUUCAUGCCUGUCCAUGAUUAAUGGAAUUGAUGUCAGAUGCUGGAAUGUAUUCUGACCAAUGAAUACAGCUGUACUCGAGGGAGUACAGGCUCCUGUCAAGUAAUAUAACAAGACCCAAUAUGCAUAAAACAAAUAGGAGACUCCAGGCUUUACUUGAAGGAACUAACUACCUGUGUAAUAAGAAAGCAGAUUUAUUUCUCAUGUGGCUGUGGAGGCUGUCCAUCAUCUCAUGUCUAACGUAGCUUACUGGUUUGCCUUUUUUUAAACCAAGAUUAGAAGUUUUCCUUUGUAAAGAGAGUCUUAUAAUGUUUUGAACAAUGCCAAGAAAUUGUUUUAAUUAAAAUUAUUUUUGUUUUUAAAAUGGAA
Molecule: messenger RNA, 3125 nt
Organism: Peromyscus leucopus (white-footed mouse)
Lineage: Eukaryota; Metazoa; Chordata; Mammalia; Rodentia; Cricetidae
Gene: Azi2
Product: 5-azacytidine induced 2
Exons: 8
Coding region: 465-1682 (405 amino acids)
Biological process (GO): canonical NF-kappaB signal transduction
Cellular component (GO): cytoplasm
Source: RefSeq, a predicted model, not a curated record